CCGGCGCAUGUCUUCUUUACUACAUCUACACGCAAUUGGCGUGAAAUCUAUCAAACGCUGAAUAAUUUCCUCUGUCUGUUAUUUUCGUCCCGAACACGUCAUCCCGGUUUGUACGGGAGCAGCUGCGGGAUUCCAAGCGUUCUUCUGGAUGUUUCACGGGAUCCGCGUUCUGCAUCCGUGGCGGGAUGCGUUGUGCGCUCGGUCUACUUGUGAUUCGGGUGUGUGUCGCGUGUCGGUUGAUCGGUUAACGUAGUAACGUCUCCAUCCUCUCUUCCCCCGUUCACGGUCUACCGUAUCGGUAAGCGGCGCCCUUAACGGGGGCCGUACCCGGGGGUCCCGCCGCUCUGAUGGCGGCUGCGCCCGGUGAAGAAGAUGUGGACCGGCGGCCCAUCAGAAGAGCCCGAUCCAAGAGUGACACGCCGUACAUCACCGAAACCAGACUGUCAUACACGCUACAGACAGUAGAGGGCGCUGAGCGUCUGGCGGCGAUGCGCUCGGAUUCUCUGGUGCCCGGGACACACACACCACCAAUCCGCCGGCGCAGCAAACUGGCCAGUCUAGGACGACUCUUUAAACCAUGGAAGUGGAGGAAGAAAAAGAGUGACUCGUUCAAACAGACAUCUGCCGUUCUGGAGAGGAAGAUGUCGACGCGUCAGAGCAGAGAAGAGCUCAUCAAGAGAGGAGUGUUGAAGGAAGUGUUUGAGACGGAUGAGAUGUGUGAUGACAGACAGACGGUCAUCAGUCCAAUAUCAGAAUCUACAGACACCAGCGUCACCGUUACAGUUUCUUUCUCAGAGGUCCAGUCGUCUGGAGAAACAGUGACAUGUCUCGCUGAUCUCGUCUCAAAGCCAUCGCAAGCCCCGCCCUCUGUUAAACCUGUGCCGUUGCCAAGCGACAGUGCUGACAUCACACACAUGAGGCCAUCAUUGUUAAGACAGCCUCCCGCCUUACUGCCAAAGCCAUAUAACAGAAUACCUAACCACCUGACAGAAACUCUUGCUAAACUGUCUCCACCUCUCCCUCCGAAGAAAGUGAUGAUUUGUGAACCGGCACCUUCGUUUCCUCUGAAAUGUCUGCCAUCACUGGCCACACACAUGCACACACACACUCUCACUUACUCUCACCCGCAGCAGUACUCUACAAUACCCCUCUCUAUACAUCCACCCAGCCGCAUCAUUGAAGAACUCAAUAAAACACUCGCGCUCACCAUGCAGAGACUAGAGAGUUCUGUACUGCAGGUGGUUCCGUCGGUCCUCAUGGAGACUGAAGAAGAGAAAGAAAACAGAGACUCACCAGUCAACACACACGAGGAAGACGAGGACGAGGAAGAUGACGAUGACUCGCUGUUUACAAGUACACUGGCUCUACGGGUCUUACGGAAAGAUUCGCUGGCGAUCAAAUUGAAUAAUCGGCCGUCGAAGAGAGAACUAGAGGAUAAAAAUAUUCUGCCCAUGAUGAGUGACCAAGAGAGACUCGAGUCCAGACAACAGAUCGGCACCAAACUCACUCGUCGACUUAGCCAGCGACCAUCAGCAGAAGAACUAGAACAGAGAAACAUCCUCAAACCUCGGAAUGAACAGGAGGAGAUUGAAGAGAAAAAAGAAUUAAAGAAAAGACUCUCAAGGAAGUUGAGUCAGAGGCCGACUGUAGAGGAGCUCCGAAAGGCAAAGAUUCUCAUCCGCUUCAGUGAUUAUGUAGAAGUUUCGGAAGCUCAGGAUUACGACCGUCGAGCGGACAAACCCUGGACACGACUCACCGCUGCGGACAAGGCUGCCAUACGUAAAGAACUCAAUGAGUUUAAGAGCUCAGAGAUGGAGGUACACGAGUCGAGUCGACAUCUAACCAGGUUUCAUCGACCGUAGGAGUCCAUGACGGAACCAAUGAGCACUCUUUAAGGAGCUGUUAAACUUUAAUCAGACCUUGUUGACUCUGAAGGCGAGACAGGAAUCACCACGUAGGAAAGAUUUCCGAUCGGAUACGACUCGGAGCAUCCGAUCCCGAGAGUUUCGCCCUGACCAAUUCACAGCGGAAGGAUUUUAGGAUGUCAACGGAGAGAAAGCGAGUUUGUGUGUGCAAAUGUGUAUAUUCUGAACAAUAACGUUUAAAUAACCGAAGUAUAUGUGCUCAUUGCCAUUCGUUUUUAUUUGCCAGGAUGACAGUUUUUAAUUCAACAGAUCACGUGGUGGAUUUUCUAAGUAAUUCCACUUUCCGGAAACAACAGAAAUGACUUUUAUACAGAAAAACGUCUUUAACUCUGAAAGCUUUCAUGACAGGAGCACAGUGGAGGAGGUCUCGAUGGACGUGUGCUACAGUUGAUUGACAGGACAAAGCAAUAAUGCGUUAAAGCCUCGAUAUGCGUCCUGUUUUCGAACAAGAACGCUUAACAUUUUUGUUUAAUUUCUCUUUAUCGGACUUAUGUCUCAGUGUGCGCUCAGAGCUGAAGUUAAACUCGCUACAUUUUAAUAAACAAGUGCUUGGCUGAAGUUUGCCAAGUAUGGUGUGGGGCAUAUUGUUUGGAGCAGGGGCGUAGCAGUCUUUUAAAAGUUGGGGGGGGGACACAUCUGUUGGUAGGUGGCUCGCACAGACCCAACCAGGGCUGGACUGGUAAUCUGGCAUACCAGGCAUUUUCCCGGUGGGCCGACACACUUUGGAGCCGAUCAGGGUGGGUCGGCCCCGAAACGGGCCGCGAUAAACUAAAAUUAGCCAACGCAUUAUGCAAAAAGGACCACAAAACGGCACAUAAUAUCAAUUACAAUAAUGCCAAAAUUUUUUAUUUUUUACUCUGUGCAUUGUGAGAUUUAUAUGUAUCCAUGUGGCACAUUCACCUAAAUUCGUUGAGAUCCAUUUAAUGAUUCAGUGACCAUUUCUGGUGACAAAUGCAUGAAAUGAGUUCGUAAAAUGCGAAGAAUACUGUAUACAAAUCCGCCAUUUGGACUCGGUAUGGGUUUAGCUUGGAAAAGUGUGGGGGUCAAAAAUCACCUUUUUUAAAUAAUGUGGGGACGUGUCCCCCGCGGCUGCUACGCCCUUGAUUUGGAGCACACCCUUUAAACUCCGCCCGCUCUACGGGGCGCUGUUACCAAAAUGGGGGUUUGUAUUCAAGAGAGACAAAAAUAAUCAGUGUUAUGUUAUUUAUUAUUAUUUUCACAUUUUAUUGUCAGUGAUCACACAGAAAUUGUGAAACAAUGUGUGACAAUACAUUGUUUUUUAACUGACUUUUAUACUAAACAUAUUGGCAUUAAGCAUUAAAGGAAAAGGUCAACCAAAAUUAAAAUUGUCAUUAUUUACUCUCCUUCAUGUCAUUCUAAACCCAUAUGCUGUUAUUUUAUGG
Messenger RNA from Xyrauchen texanus (razorback sucker), 3328 nucleotides. RefSeq names its product phosphatase and actin regulator 1-like. Gene Ontology annotation, biological process: stress fiber assembly; cell motility. The coding region runs from base 348 to 1862 and encodes 504 amino acids. The record is from RefSeq and is a predicted model, not a curated record. The transcript has 13 exons. Gene Ontology annotation, molecular function: actin binding. Lineage: Eukaryota; Metazoa; Chordata; Actinopteri; Cypriniformes; Catostomidae.